GCCGAAUUGGACCCCCUUCCGGCGACGAGCGCAGAGGUAGCGUGGACGGCGAACUCGGUCAUCUCCUUCUUCUCCGGCGAGCAGCAAGAGCAACGACCGGAAGGCUCCUUUCGGCGUUGACCUCAGCCAGCGGCGAAGAUGAACCGGAAAUCCUCCGGCGCGGGGACCCAGCGCAUCAACCCGGUGAGACGCAGAGCAGUUUCCCGAGGGCCACUCCGAUUUUGCGAGGCAGGGAUGGCCGCGACAGGUCAAUACUCUGGCGAGGGUACGGCAGCAAGUCUGGUCAGGUCAACUCCGGUGGUCUUCUUGAACAACGUUGACCCAGGGCAGCGGCAAGGGCGACUGGCAGCAGCAAUGUAGCUUGGGACAUGGAGAGAAGUAUGGGCAGCGGUACCAAUUUGGGCAGUGUGGCGCGUUUUCCUGGGGAUAACUUCCGAGUAAAGUUCUUUUGAUUGAAUCGAACCAAAUCAAGUAUUGCUCCUCCACGAAGAUCGGUCCAAAUCCAACACUCGAGCUAGAUCCAGGAAGAAGAUGGAAAGAAAUCGUGAGGAUAGGGCUGAAUGUACUUCUCUUGAGAAACGAUGACACAAGCAUGUCCUUGGAACACCCCUGCUCGAGGUAUUGUCUGUGAAAAUUUUUCAACAAUGAUGGCUCUGCUGGAACUUGUCAAGUGUAUGGUACAAUCAUUCUGAUUGAUGGAGAAGGUGCUAAUUUUAAUCUCUAUGAUCGAGGGGAGGCAGAUGCUGAGACUGUGACUGUGGGUGGUUCUUUGACCCUCGUCAUGCCAAAGGGACAUGCUAUGUGUGCAUCGGGUCGGAUCUACUUGCAAGUCCAACUUAAUAAUGCAACUCAAAGAGCUGUGUUUGCCAAUCUUCACUAUUGGGAUUACAAAAGCAAGGAUGACUAAGAUGUGGCCCAAACCAUGAUGGUGUUUAGAUCUGCCAUCAUCGAAUGCAUCACACAUCGCCAUGCACUCAUUGCUACUGUUGACAUCGUGCUAUUGAGGGGACGUUUGGGGGUGGAUCAAGCUAAUUCGUUAAGCAUCUUUGGCGAUUUAACUGUUCAUUCUGCUACGACUUACCCGAUCGUUCUUUUCAAGAGGAGUGAAAGAUACCCAGGUUGUCUUUCACUCCUCUUGAAAAGAACGAUCGGGUAAGUUGUGGCAGAAUGAACAAUUACAUCGCCAAAGAUGCUUACCGAAUUAGCUCGAUCAGACCCCCAAACGUCCCCUCAAUAGCACGAUGUCAACAGUAGCAAUGAGUGCAUGGCGAUGGCCGAUGUGUGAUGCAUUCGAUGAUGGUAGAUCCAAACACCAUGGUUUGGGCCUCAUCAUAGUCAUCCUUGCUUUUGUAAUCCCAAUAGUGAAGACCAUUGACAAAGAGCACUACAGGCACAGACUCUUUCAAAGCAAAAAAAGCUUCUUUUGAAAAAGGCCAAGAAGAAGACAUGAUAAUGCCUUGUUUGGACUCAUUUGAAGUAGCACUGACAAAAUCUGCUGUGGUGAUGCCGCACACUUCUGAUUGCCAACAAGAUUCUAAACCAAUUGAUUGCCAACAAGAUUCUAAACCAAUUGAUGGUGGUGUUGUUUCUUCCUCCUCUAAACCAAUUGAUUGCCAAUAAGAUUCUAACCCAAUAAUGGCUUUCCAUACCAUUAGUUGAUGGUCUUCAUUCUUGCAGCCCAAACCAUUUUACAAAAACUAAUUGAGCUACCAACCCCAUCCUUAAUGUCCACUGCACAAACCAAGUGAGUGUGGUAUGGGUAUUGCUUUAACUGAAUCUGUGUUGUGGUAGACUCCUGUAGUAAUCCCCUCCCCUCCCCUCUUGUUUUGUUUUGACAGCAUAGUGUAUUAAUCCUUCAGUUGCACAUAGUGGCGUGGUGUAAGUGGGGCAGCUUGACCCCACUC
This is a messenger RNA of Cuscuta campestris, 1904 nucleotides long. NCBI's taxonomy places the organism in Eukaryota, Viridiplantae, Streptophyta, Magnoliopsida, Solanales, Convolvulaceae. The record is from the annotation of a GenBank genome assembly.